This is a messenger RNA of Adineta steineri, 450 nucleotides long. Lineage: Eukaryota; Metazoa; Rotifera; Eurotatoria; Adinetida; Adinetidae. The record is from the annotation of a GenBank genome assembly.
AUGCUUGUUGAACAUAUUACCAAAGAACAUGGUGAUGAAGUUAAGAAAGUAUUUGAAGAAACUUAUGGUGAUUUUGAAAAAUUAGCAAAAGAAGGUAGUUUAGAUCCUAAAACAGCAGGUAAAGCUGUAGAUAUUCUUCAAAAACGUGUUAAACAAAUUCAAGAAUUAGCUGGUGAUGCUGGUAGUGAAGCAUUCAAUAAAAUAAUUUCGGAAAAUCCUGAAUUACGUGAUAAAGUUGCUGAUCAAUAUAAAAACUUAAAAGAAGUUAUUGAAAAAGCUAAAGAUAAAAAACCUGAAGCACAAAAACUUCUUAAAGAAACUGGAACUGAAUUAGCAAAAAUAUUCACAGAAAAUGGUGUAUCAAAACAAAGUAUUAAACAAGCACAAGAUUUAUUAAAGAAAAAAGGUGAAGAAGCAAAAAAACUUGUUGACGAUGCUAAAAAGAAAUAA